Molecule: messenger RNA, 3067 nt
Organism: Homo sapiens (human)
Lineage: Eukaryota; Metazoa; Chordata; Mammalia; Primates; Hominidae
Gene: GPR22
Product: G protein-coupled receptor 22
Exons: 3
Coding region: 1444-2745 (433 amino acids)
Biological process (GO): G protein-coupled receptor signaling pathway
Cellular component (GO): membrane; plasma membrane
Molecular function (GO): G protein-coupled receptor activity
Source: RefSeq, a predicted model, not a curated record
GUCAUUCUGCAAAAGCUGCCCGAACAGGCUUUCCUCUGAAAAGCAGUGCCGUUCCUUUUUAGAAAGACUGAAUCUAAAUGUUGUCUCUGGAGACAAGAAGCCUUCAGUAUGUUAAAUUACUUUCAUUAUGUAUUUUCAGAUGCUUAUUGAUUCCACAGUAGGAAGAGUGAGAGACUGCAGCAGCCUCUAAGCAGCACUACAUGUUCCAUACAUUAGCAGUACUGCUGAAACAAUGGCACACUACAGACACAUAUUUUCAUUAAGGUCAUUUUCGAAGAGAUGUUUAUGACCCUCUUCCCCCAGUCCUCUACUAACAAGUGAACAAAAUGAAUCAAUCCAAACUGGAAAUGCUUCAACUACAUCAAGAAUUUAUCAAAUCUUUAGCAGAGGGCCAAUAGCAGCUAAUUCAGUAUUUACAACUGACAAUAUGAAGAAUGCAAUUGACUGAGCAUCUCCCUAGCUGUCUGAACUACGAACUGCAAGAUGUUCUUGUAACACGACUUUAAGACAUUAAGGAGUUAAAACCAGGGAAUAGGUCUACAUUACUGAUGGAAUAUAAAAAAUCAACUGUAUCCUAAGAAGAUGCUACAUAAAAUAACCACAAAAAGAAAAACAAUAUAACUGUAAAAGCCUGAAAAGAAUUUUUAAAAGGGGAAGUUUAUACUUUCAUAUACCAGAAUUGUGGAAGUUACUGAUUCUGGAAGACAUAAUGAAACAUGAAUUUCCAAAAAGAAAAGAAAAUACUUUAUCAGCACACAAAAGGAAGAUUUAGGAAGUGUUUUCUGCACUAAAUAUUCAGAUAUUCAUAUCAAUUGGUAUGACUAAUGGAUUUUUCUAUCUGACUUUUAUGACCAAUUAUGUAUCCUCUUCUAAUGAAAACAAACAAAAUUAAACAGCAGAUGGUUUUUAUCAAAAGGACAUGGCCUGGAUUUAUAAUAUAAAGCAAGUUAUGUGAUCAAGAAAUCAUUUCAAAAUAGUGAGCACUGCUAUUAAAAACAGAUUUACAAUGGUAACAAAAGGAUGUCUAAAUAUAUUUUAGAAGCUACAAACGUUAUGUUUCCUUUUUUGUUUUCACAUAUUCUGGAAAAUAAAGAAAUAUUAUCAUGUACUCCAUCAAAGGGAAACAUAAUUCCUAUCAUCUGAGGAAAUUCCUCUUGGCCGUGACUUUUUAAAGCAAAACAAAUACAAAUAUUAUGUACUGUUCUUUAGAAAUCCAUCAGCCAACUAAAUCUCAUAAUGCAUGCAGUUGAAGUAUUGGAGAGAAAACGAAAGAAUUCCUACAAGACAUGAAAUAAAACACAGCUACUUCACUGUUGUCAGGUAAAAAUUCAUGUCAAAAUCUGUCAAUGAUAUCAUGUAUCAAUUUGCCAAAAACUGUCAUAGUGAACCAAAAGGCCCAUAAGGCAACAGCAAACAGGGAAAAAAACCAACUGCUCCAAAAGAAUGUGUUUUUCUCCCAUUCUGGAAAUCAACAUGCAGUCUGAAUCUAACAUUACAGUGCGAGAUGACAUUGAUGACAUCAACACCAAUAUGUACCAACCACUAUCAUAUCCGUUAAGCUUUCAAGUGUCUCUCACCGGAUUUCUUAUGUUAGAAAUUGUGUUGGGACUUGGCAGCAACCUCACUGUAUUGGUACUUUACUGCAUGAAAUCCAACUUAAUCAACUCUGUCAGUAACAUUAUUACAAUGAAUCUUCAUGUACUUGAUGUAAUAAUUUGUGUGGGAUGUAUUCCUCUAACUAUAGUUAUCCUUCUGCUUUCACUGGAGAGUAACACUGCUCUCAUUUGCUGUUUCCAUGAGGCUUGUGUAUCUUUUGCAAGUGUCUCAACAGCAAUCAACGUUUUUGCUAUCACUUUGGACAGAUAUGACAUCUCUGUAAAACCUGCAAACCGAAUUCUGACAAUGGGCAGAGCUGUAAUGUUAAUGAUAUCCAUUUGGAUUUUUUCUUUUUUCUCUUUCCUGAUUCCUUUUAUUGAGGUAAAUUUUUUCAGUCUUCAAAGUGGAAAUACCUGGGAAAACAAGACACUUUUAUGUGUCAGUACAAAUGAAUACUACACUGAACUGGGAAUGUAUUAUCACCUGUUAGUACAGAUCCCAAUAUUCUUUUUCACUGUUGUAGUAAUGUUAAUCACAUACACCAAAAUACUUCAGGCUCUUAAUAUUCGAAUAGGCACAAGAUUUUCAACAGGGCAGAAGAAGAAAGCAAGAAAGAAAAAGACAAUUUCUCUAACCACACAACAUGAGGCUACAGACAUGUCACAAAGCAGUGGUGGGAGAAAUGUAGUCUUUGGUGUAAGAACUUCAGUUUCUGUAAUAAUUGCCCUCCGGCGAGCUGUGAAACGACACCGUGAACGACGAGAAAGACAAAAGAGAGUCUUCAGGAUGUCUUUAUUGAUUAUUUCUACAUUUCUUCUCUGCUGGACACCAAUUUCUGUUUUAAAUACCACCAUUUUAUGUUUAGGCCCAAGUGACCUUUUAGUAAAAUUAAGAUUGUGUUUUUUAGUCAUGGCUUAUGGAACAACUAUAUUUCACCCUCUAUUAUAUGCAUUCACUAGACAAAAAUUUCAAAAGGUCUUGAAAAGUAAAAUGAAAAAGCGAGUUGUUUCUAUAGUAGAAGCUGAUCCCCUGCCUAAUAAUGCUGUAAUACACAACUCUUGGAUAGAUCCUAAAAGAAACAAAAAAAUUACCUUUGAAGAUAGUGAAAUAAGAGAAAAAUGUUUAGUGCCUCAGGUUGUCACAGACUAGAGAAAAGUCUCAGUUUCACCAAAUCCACAUUCAAAUGAGUUUUAAAUUUAAAUUGUAAAAACUGAUAUUACUGCCAAAUAUAAGAAAAAUAUUUUAAGUAUUGGUUAUGUUGUAAAUUUUCAAUGUGAAUGUCAAUUAGAUAGGUCAUAUAUAUUCAAUUUCUUCAUUACUUAAUGUAUUUGUUGCAUGGCAGUUUGUUAAAGUACUAUCAUGUGUAUAUUUUGUCAAUAUUAUGUCCAACAGAAAAUAUUCAUGUAAGUCAUAUUUUUUAAGGAAUAAAUACAUAGCCUUAAAACAGUGUAUAACUUUAAAAUGUAACUGA